ACAAGUGAGCAGUGUUGCGACGGAAGUCGGACGACACAAAGACGUACGGCUGCCAGAAAGAUGUCGAGCCAGUCAAGGAAAACUGAAAUGAGCCACUUACAGGAUGUGAUGCUCUGUGAGCUGGUCUCGCAGCAUCCUUGCCUUUACGAUUUGAAGAACCCUAAAUACAGGGACACUUUGUUCAGAGACAGAAUUUGGGAAGAAAUUGGUGUACAGCUGAAACUGGCAGGACGUCUACUUCAACUUGGGUAUCCUCGUCCAGGUGCAGAAGAAAAUACUAGAGCCGGAAGACGAUGGGUGGCCUGUUCAGUUCACGGUGUCGCAGCAAGGCUCGGCUAGACGGCAAGACGGCCAUCAUCACUGGCGCCAAUACAGGCAUUGGCAAGGAGACAGCGAUGGACCUGGCGCGCAGAGGAGCGACAGUUGUGCUGGCGUGCCGAGACGAGCAGAAGGCGGAGGCGGCGGCGACAGAGCUGCGGAAGCGUCUGCAGAGCUACCAGGGAGCGGGGGAGGUGCGCGUCCAGAGGCUGGACCUCUCGUCGCUGACCUCGGUACGAGACUGCGCGCGCCGCCUGCUCGACCAACACCCCAACAUACACCUGCUCAUCAACAACGCGGGUGUCAUGGCGUGUCCACGCAGCCUGACGGAGGACGGCUUCGAGAUGCAGCUGGGCGUCAACCACCUGGGCCACUUCCUCUUCACCUGCCUUCUGCUGCCCAGACUGCGCGCCUCUGCUCCAGCUAGGAUCGUCGUCGUCUCUUCCCUAGCUCAUCGCAAUGGAUCUAUCAAUUUCGACGAUCUGAUGUGGGAGAAAUCGUACAGUGCAGUGGGCGCCUACGGACGUAGCAAGCUCGCUAAUAUCUUGUUUGCCAAAGAACUGGCAAAGCGACUGGAAGGUAGCGGCGUAACGACAUACAGCCUGCACCCUGGUGUUAUCGCGACCGAACUAGGCCGCCAUUUAGACGACUCGUUUUUCCCGGGCCUUAGCUGGAUCUUUGGCAAACUGGGCCGCCUCUACCUGAAAUCACCGAAGCAGGGCGCUCAGACCACCAUAUACUGCGCCGUCGAAGAGAGCAUCAGCAAUGAAAGCGGACUCUACUACAGUGGGUGCAAGAAGGCGACGCCCACACGACGGGCGCGGAACGCGGAAUCGGCGCGCCGCCUAUGGGAGGAGAGCUUGCGACUUGUCAAGCUAAACGACUGGGACCCCUGCACCGCUCCUGACGGAUCGCAGCCGCUCUGAACUGCCCCUGGACCACGUGGCCAACGACCAUCUUCUCGCCGCCAUGCAACUAAGACGCUUGCUCUCUCUCGUAAAUCACGUACCUUUACUUCGGUGUUGAGCAGCAUCACUGUCCACGCAAUGUGGGCAAGCAUCAUCUUGUCACCGUGCAGCGAACUUGCAACAGGAACACUUGCUCUCUGUCGUAAAUCACACGAUUUUACUUCGAUGAUGAGUAACUGCUGAUUGCGAGACAAGACACCAGAAUGAGAUUCCUGCCUGUUUUCAUUUUAUAUUCGUAUGAUCAAUUUUUCAGUUUACGAUUCGCCACUGUCUUAAAAGACUUUUUUCAAAUAAUUGUCUUGCUGGAGUUGGAAGCUUCUAUUGACUUUUUUUUUCUCAGAGUUUGCGAAUUACAUUUUCGUUUUUGUAAACUGCAUCUUCCGUGAACACAAUAUAUUUCUUUUUUAUAUUCUUUGCCAAACAUGAUUCGAUACAUGUGUAUCGUUUUCAGUGGGUCUCACUUUAUUUCUGUAAAAAUAUUGAACAACAUUCGUUGUUGAUUUUCUAUUUUUGGCAUAUAAACCGUAAUAUGUGCAUUUUUAAUUUUCUUUUGGUUGCUCAUAUGAAACUACAUCGACUGGGAAUGUGUGUUUGUACAGGUUGACUUGCUUUUCUGCAUUUUUAUGGCUUAAUUACAUGUGAUCUGCUACGUAUUCGGAAGAAUUUGCUUGGAGUAAAAAAUAUACUUUGCUGUCUUAGAAACUUUUUAGAAGCUGCAUUUUUAUUCGAUGUUGCACCUUCCUGCCACACAGUUUUACAAGUACAUCCCUGGCGUUCCUCGUCCUAGAUUUGACAGAGAGUUUGUGAAACUUUAAGGGAAACAAAAACUGUCACCAAGACUGAGUUCGUAACACUGUUGGGCACAUUGUUUUAAUCCGUAAUAAAGUUUCACUAUUGUGUCUUUCCAUGGCAGUUGAACCAGAAAAGAGCAUUUGCUCAUUCAGUAUCUCAGAUUUGGUCGAAACUUGUAUUAUUUGUUCUCCCUGUGAAGAUAAGUAACCACAAUAAAUUUCAGCAUUCUUUUAUCUCUCUCUGAUUCUAUUUUAUGGUAUAUCCAGAUUUGGGAGUUGGUCUUUUAUGACAUUGUGAUGGUACAAACGGACACUCGCUAACAUUUUUGAAAUUGGUUACCAUUGGUGGAUGUAUAUUCAACAACACAAAUAUUAUAACAG
Messenger RNA from Schistocerca gregaria, 2458 nucleotides. Its product is annotated as retinol dehydrogenase 13-like. The record is from RefSeq and is a predicted model, not a curated record. Lineage: Eukaryota; Metazoa; Arthropoda; Insecta; Orthoptera; Acrididae. The coding region runs from base 294 to 1244 and encodes 316 amino acids. The transcript is spliced from 8 exons.